ACCCCUCCCUCGGUAGAAACCCGCGCCGCUGGCGUGGCUGCUAACCGGCAUGUUGGAGCCGGCAAGUGGGCUGCGAGUCCGCAAGCCUUCCUCCUAAUAGUCUACGACCCCUUUUGGACUAUGGGGGACUCUCCACCCGACCCUGAGCCGCCUUACCAGCAGUCCUCCAGGCAGAGGAAUUCCCAGGUCUCCGAGCAGUCGCGCAGCCCGGACCGCUCUCAACCCCAGCCUGUGGUCCCCGAAGAGAUACAGCAGAUGCUUGACGCCCAGAUCCUGCAGAGCCCUCAGGAGAUGCUGGCGAGCCAGGCCAACCUCCGGGGCUGGGCACAAGGGGCCGGCCUGACCCAAUCUGAGAACUUGAUGUUCCAGGCUGAGGAACCUCAGUUGGGUGGCAUGGAGUACCUGCCCAUGAAUGCAGGCUUUCCCUCGGAGUUCCAGCACCAACCUUAUCUGAAUGAAGACAGGAUCCAGGCCACCCUAAUGCAGCAGCUCCAGCAGAACCAAGACAACUUCUUCCAGCAACUGGAGUCUGCCUACCAGGAGCCCCCACCCGGCCUCCUGGGCCAGUUCGGCAUGUACCAGACAGAAGACCUGCAGUUCAGCGAAGACACACAGCACGGGCCCUACAUGAGGGAUGAGCCUGCCCUCCAGUUCAUGCCCUGUGAGCUGGACUUCAUGCCCUUCCAUGAGGAGGUGCCUGAGCCAGAGCCUAGGGAGCUGGCCGUGCAGAAUGCCAAGGCCUACCUGCUACAGACCAGCGUCACUUGCGACCUCAGCCUGUAUGAACACCUGGUGAACCUGCUGACCAAAAUCUUGAACCAGCGGCCGGAGGACCCCUUGUCCAUCCUGGAGUCACUGAACCGCACCACACAGAUGGAGUGGUUCCACCCCAAGCUGGACACGCUGAGGGACGACCCGGAGAUGCAGCCCACCUAUGAGAUGGCCAAGAGGCAGAAGGCCCUGUUUGUCCGGGGAGGCAGCGGUAGCAGUGGUGAGGGCGAGCAGGAGCUGGAGGAGGAGGUGGGAGAGACGGCCGUGCCCAACGUCAUGGAGUCGGCCUUCUACUUCGAGCAGGCGGGCGUAGGCCUGAGCUCAGACGAGAGUUUCCGCAUCUUCAUGGCCCUGAAGCAGCUGGUGGAGCAGCAGCCCAUCCACACCUGCCGCUUCUGGGGCAAGAUCCUGGGGCUCAGACGCAGCUACCUGGUGGCGGAGGUGGGGUUCCGGGAGGGCGAGGAGGAGGUAGAGGAGGAGGAAGUGGAGGAGACGGAGGGCGGCGAGGUCACGGAUGCGCCCGGCGAGGAGGAGGGCGAGGAGGACGAGGAGAAGGUCCCCGACAUCAUCCCCAAGCCGACGUGGAAGCCGCCGCCUGUCAUCCCCAAGGAGGAGAACCGCACGGGCACCAACAAGUACCUGUAUUUCGUGUGCAACGAGCCCGGCCUGCCGUGGACGCGGCUGCCGCACGUCACGCCCAUCCAGAUCGUGCAGGCCCGCAAGAUCAAGAAGUUCUUCACAGGCCACCUGGACGCGCCGGUCAUCAGCUACCCGCCCUUCCCGGGCAACGAGGCCAACUACCUGCGGGCCCAGAUCGCCCGCAUCUCGGCCGCCACGCACAUCAGCCCGCUCGGCUUCUACCAGUUCGGCGAGGAGGAGGGCGACGAGGAGGAGGAGGGCGGCGCGGGGCGCGACUCCUACGAGGAGAACCCCGACUUUGAGGGCAUCCCGGUGCUCGAGCUGGUGGACUCCAUGGCCAACUGGGUGCAUCACAUGCAGCACAUCCUGCCGCAGGGCCGCUGCACUUGGGUGAACCCUCUGCAGAAGACGGAGGAAGAAGAGGAGCUCGGGGAGGAGGAAGAGAAGGUUGAGGAAGGGAUAGAGGAGGCUGAGCAGGAGGUCGGCCCCCCACUGCUGACGCCCCUCUCUGAAGAUGCAGAAAUCAUGCACAUGUCACCCUGGACCGCCCACCUGUCCUGCAGCCUCUGCCCGCAGUACUCCGUGGCUGUCGUGCGCUCCAACCUCUGGCCAGGGGCCUACGCCUACGCCACUGGCAAGAAGUUUGAGAACCUGUACAUCGGCUGGGGCUACAAGUACAGCCCAGAGAACUUCAACCCGUCCCUGCCAGCCCCAAUUCAGCAAGAGUACCCCAGUGGCCCGGAGAUCAUGGAGAUAAGCGACCCCACAGUGGAGGAGGAGCAGGCCCUCAAGACUGCCCAGGAGCGGGCCCUGGCCGCUGCAGAGGAAGAGGAGGAAGACGAAGAAGAGGAGGAUGAGGAUCUGGAUGACUAAGGCCCCAUAGCCCCCUCCCCCAAGCACGGAGAUAGCAGGUUUUCCCUUAGACGUAGUGAGUUAAGGGUUGUUUUUCACUGUUGGUUAUUUCUGUCCCUGGAGGGCAGGGGUGGAAAAGAAAGGCAGCUAUUCUAAAUAAAACGUCCCCCUGGCAUUA
This is a messenger RNA of Rhinolophus ferrumequinum (greater horseshoe bat), 2440 nucleotides long. It is a transcript of the gene RSPH6A, whose product is annotated as radial spoke head 6 homolog A. The record is from RefSeq and is a predicted model, not a curated record. Lineage: Eukaryota; Metazoa; Chordata; Mammalia; Chiroptera; Rhinolophidae. Bases 121 to 2283 code for a protein of 720 amino acids. Gene Ontology annotation, biological process: axoneme assembly; cilium assembly; cilium movement involved in cell motility. Gene Ontology annotation, cellular component: axoneme; radial spoke. The transcript has 6 exons.